GGGGCGCCACCGGCUCCCGCGGGGCGGCUGGGGCCCCUUCCGGCCCAGGGCUGGUCGGCGGGGCCGCGGGCGCAGGGCGGGCUGCUGCGCGGGUCCGGGCCUGCCCUCCGGCCCGCCCUAGGCUGCCAGGGCCUUCGGGCCGCGCGCCUGGCCCUAGGGCUGCGGGUCUGGCCGCCGUGUGGGGACCUUAAAGCGCCUUGUGGUCUUUUGAAGCGCUCUGACAGCUCUGAAGGGCUUUGUAUUCCAAACUAAAUCGAAGCGCUUUGUAGUCCCGGAAGCGCUUUGGCGGCUCCGAAGUAGCGCCGUGCAAACUGAAGCGCUUGGUGAUCUCGGAAGCACGUUGUGGGCUUGGAAACCAAACCGAAGCCUUUAGUAAAUUUCGGAUCGUUUUGACUUCUCCGAAGCGCUUUGGAAUUGCAAACUGAGUCGAAGCGCUUUGGCGUCUCUGAAACCUUGAGAACUGUGAUGGGCAGUGGAAAGAAGAGGGAAAGGUGCCCAUGGCGUCGGAGCGGCGCAAGGUCAAGUACCACUGGAGCAGCGCGUCGGAAGGGUGUCCCAGCAAGCGCAGCUGCCUCCGGGAGCCCAGUGAUGUGGCCCCCUCCAGCCGGCCAGCUCAUAGCUCUGUGUCGCGUUCAGGAAGGGCCAGCAGCCCCAAGCGCCUGAAAGCCCAGAAGGAGGACGAUGUGGCUUGCACGCCGCGGUUAUCCUGGGGCUCAUCCCGAGGCAGAAAUUCCUCCUCCUCCCCUUCUUCCGGCCCAGGUGUGGGCGGGGCCGCAUCCAAAGGCUGCCUGAUUCGGAGCACUCGCGGGUUCCUUUCGUCAGGGGGAUCCCCUCUACGCCCUGCCGACCCCUCUCUAGAAGAAAUGGCUUCUCUAGAGGAGGAAGCCUGCAGCCUUAAGGUUGAUUCCAAAGAUAGUUGUCGUAACUCCAUGAACUCUGAAUGUGCAGCUGAAGCUGAGGGUCAGAAUGAUACAAUUGAGGAACCAAACAAGGUUCAGAAAAGGAAGAGGGAUAGACUUCGAGACCAAGGCUCCACAAUGAUCUACCUGAAGGCUAUUCAGGGCAUCCUGGGGAAAUCGAUGCCAAAAAGGAAAGGUGAGGCCACCAUUAGGGCAAAACCAAGUACAGGAGAGCAUCCCAGCCGUGGAGAAGGGCCAGUCAGGAGUGAAGGACCAACCAGGAGUGGAGAAGGACCAGCUAGGAAUGUCAAGGUCACAAGUUCUCAGAAAGAGAAAGAGUCAGCCCCAGAGGUGGGAGUGGAGGAGGAAAAGACUGUGCUAGAGAGAAGCAACUUCUGUGACAGGAGAGUGGUUAUAGACCCUCAGGAGGAACCCGGCGAGGACCCACUUGGUGACCGAAGGACAGUCAUUGACAAACGCUCGCCACCCCUAGAGUUUUUGGAUGACUCUGACUCUCAUUUAGAAAUCCAAAAGCAUAAAGAUAGGGAGGUGGUGAUAGAGCGCCUCUCUUCAGGAAGCGACUGGUCUGAUGUGGAUGAGGUCCCCACAGUGAGAUUCUCUCAGGAGGAGCCUGUCUCACUGAAACUCUCAGCAGCUCCAGAGCCGCCGCCUUUCGCCACAGACUAUGUCAUGUACCCGCCUCAUCUGUACAGUAGUCCUUGGUGUGACUAUGCCAGCUAUUGGACCAGCAGCCCCAAGCCUUCAGCCUACCCCUCCACGGGCAGCAGCAGCAGCAACACAGCCCCGGCUGGGAGGAGCAGCCGGAGUCUCCUGAGUGAUUAUUCCCCCAGCUCUACAGUGAGCUCCCAGAACACCUCCAGAGACUUGGAGGCCACAGAGGAAGGCAGAUCUCAGAACUCUAGGUCAUUUUGUUUCUCCAGAAGCUCAGAAGAAGAAGAGGUGAAGGAGAAAAGAACGUUCCAAGAGGAGACACCACCGCGUCCUUGUGGAGGACACACAUCUAGCUCCCUUCCUAGGAGCCACCGGGAGCCGAGCUUGGAGGAAGGCUUCAUCGAUACCCAUUGUCACUUGGACAUGCUCUAUUCCAAGUUGUCUUUCAAAGGGACUUUUACCAAGUUCAGAAAAAUUUAUAGCAGCUCCUUCCCUAAGGAAUUUCAGGGCUGCAUCUCUGACUUCUGUGAUCCUCGGACACUGACGGAUUGCCUGUGGGAAGAGCUGUUGAAAGAAGAUCUGGUUUGGGGGGCCUUUGGCUGUCACCCUCAUUUUGCACGUUACUACAAUGAAAGUCAAGAAAGAAAUCUUCUGCAAGCCUUAAGGCACCCCAAGGCUGUGGCAUUUGGGGAGAUGGGCUUGGAUUACUCUUAUAAGUGUACCACGCCUGUCCCAGAACAGCACAAGGUUGAAUUUGUUGUUGGAGAAUGUGCUGCCUUCCUGGAGUGGCAUGGAGGCCUGAGAGGUCUGAGUCUGCGUGCCCAGCAGGCUCCAGGCGUUGGGCAGCAGGUAUUCGAGAGACAACUACAGCUGGCUGUGUCUCUAAAGAAGCCCUUGGUGAUCCACUGCCGAGAAGCUGAUGAAGAUCUGCUAGACAUCAUGAAAAAAUUUGUGCCCUCUGACUACAAGAUCCAUAGGCAUUGCUUCACCGGCAGCUAUCCGGUCAUUGAGCCCCUGUUGAAGUACUUUCCCAACAUGUCUGUGGGCUUCACGGCAGUCCUGACAUACUCCUCUGCCUGGGAGGCCCGGGAUGCUCUGAAACAGAUCCCACUGGACAGAAUCAUUGUGGAAACUGACGCUCCCUACUUCCUUCCUCGCCAGGUUCCCAAAAGCCUUUGCCAGUAUGCCCACCCGGGCCUGGCCUUGCAUACAGUUCGCGAGAUUGCCAGGGUCAAAGAUCAGCCGCUCUCCCGCACCUUGGCCACCUUGCGUGAGAACACCAGUCGCCUCUACAAUCUUUAAGCAGAAAGGGCACAAUCAGGAGUCUCCUGGAAAAGGGUCACCAGCGGCCUGACAUAACACAGGCUGGGUUUGAACUCUGCCUGUGCCCCAGGUCAAGGAUGUGUUUGGAGAGCCCGUUGGAACAGAGAAAACCAGGACAGGAUGUUUCCUCGAAACCUCAUCAUAAGGCUUCAGCUUCUGGCUGCUGGGUGGGGUGGGUGGAGUGGAUGUGGGAUGAGGGUGUCACUGCCCCAGAUAGCAUCAGGGUUUGGCCACCCAGCCAAAAUACUCCAGGGUAGGCAGUGAAGAAGAAGAGUUUGCCAGUCCAAGUCCUGUUCUCUGCAGCCUGUAUUUUUGAGCAGUCUGUGAAUAAAGCCGCCCUCCUCCUCGGCUAAGCACAUGUGGGUGUGUAACUCAGUUCCUGGUUCUCAGUUCUAAAAAUGAACUCCCAAGUGGGAAAUCUCUUGGGAAACUCACUGGACACCUGUCUCAGAGGUUUAUUUUCUUGCAACCAGUGAAAGUGAAGUCAUCCUCCUUUCUUGGGUAACUCUUCAAUUUGGCUGUCACUGUUCCGGUGUCCACUCCAGCAUCAGCACAGGUGGAGGGACUUUGGCUACUGGUCUCAUUGGUCCUGCUGCCAUCAGCGUGGAGGUGUGCAGAGGGGCACUCGUUGUCCGUGGAAGUCCUGGCUGAUGGAGAUCCAGGACAGCCUGGGGGACUCAAGGAAGAGGCCUUCUUGGGGAAGAGGACCCCAAAGGAGGUAGUCCCUGCUUACUUAUGUCCCCAGGACACUUUUUGGGUGUGUUAAAUGGAUAAAGGCUCAGUUUACAGCAGAAGCUACCUGCUAGUUUGGUGUCAGGGGUCCCAGCCUCCCUUUUUGCCCUCUUCUCUGAAACACUUGACCAAAAAUAAUCCUUCUGUUUCACCCAUGUCUCAGCCCCUGUAUGUCCCACCCAGGUUGAGAGGUCAAUCAGUUUCAGUCUCCAAAUCUCUGCUCGGGCAGCUCAGCCAUGUUAUAUUGCCUAUGCAGAGCAAGCAGGCCUGGUGUCUAUAAAUAUAUCAGUCCCUCUCCUCCUCCUUCCGGGUGCCUCCCCUGCCUUUGCCUCUUCUGUGUCCUGUCUUUCUCUGUGUUUUAGAAGUGAGAGACUCUCCUUCAACUUUUGAGCAACUGUGUCAUCCCACGUUCUAAGCUCUGCUCCGCUCCCUGCGGGUGCCUUGUAAAGGUAUACUCAUUACAGGCCCUAGAGAUUAUAAUGGCCAAGGGUUAAGUGUGAGGAGGCUCUACACUUUGUUUAUAAAGGAUCCUUCACCCUCAUCUCCUGCAGUGAGACAAAUAGGCCACCUGGAGUCCCUUAGACAUGUGUUUCUUGGAGGCUUAAAUUGUAAAAUCCAUCACUUAUGGUGGAUUCCUCUAGGUGUAUUGGAAGCACAUUUGAGCCUUGUAAGCUAAAAUAGAAUGGAUUUAAUGUUUCAUAUAUGGUAUUUCCUUCUUGCCCUGGUACACAAGUAACUGGCCUGGGAAGUAGGCCUUGGUUCACUGUCCAUCUUCCAUGGAUCAGCUGUGCUGUUAUGUUGCCUGUGCCUCAAAUUUGCCCAUGUGGGGAAUCAGGGGGACCUUGGUCUCCUACUUGGAAGAUUUGGGGGGCUGCUAAGUACAUCAAAGUGCUUUAUUGUCACCCAAGUGAACUGCACCAUAGCCAUCUCCUCUACAGCAAGCCCUUUAAGUCAAUACUGCCUCCACGUGAAACCAACUAACCCUGCAUUAGAGGAUGAAAAGACUAGAUGAAGGUCUCCGAGCCUAUGCAGUCCACCUGCCAAGGAAAAGCACAAGGUGCUAUCUACUUUUCUCUCUAGGAUUUAGGAUUAUCAUUUAUGUGCUUUUACACAGUGAAACCUUACCCGUGUGGGCGUGAAUGCUGGUCGGCAUUGUUUUUGAUUCAGUUUUUUUGGAUGGCUGACUUGAUUGUUUUUGCUGUGCUGCUGGAAUGCCUCUGUAUUAUUUUCCCCUGUUUGGCCAUCUUUUUCUGUAAAUAAAGUGAUGGAUUCUCUAGCCAA
This is a messenger RNA of Propithecus coquereli (Coquerel's sifaka), 4907 nucleotides long. It is a transcript of the gene TATDN2, whose product is annotated as TatD DNase domain containing 2. Lineage: Eukaryota; Metazoa; Chordata; Mammalia; Primates; Indriidae. The record is from RefSeq and is a predicted model, not a curated record. The coding region runs from base 498 to 2873 and encodes 791 amino acids. The transcript is spliced from 9 exons. Gene Ontology annotation, molecular function: hydrolase activity, acting on ester bonds.